Molecule: messenger RNA, 1839 nt
Organism: Drosophila novamexicana
Lineage: Eukaryota; Metazoa; Arthropoda; Insecta; Diptera; Drosophilidae
Product: polycystin-2-like
Exons: 8
Coding region: 16-1806 (596 amino acids)
Biological process (GO): detection of mechanical stimulus
Cellular component (GO): membrane
Molecular function (GO): calcium ion binding; calcium channel activity
Source: RefSeq, a predicted model, not a curated record
GAUCUGUUCGAGAAAAUGUCCGAGCGAACUACGAAGAAGGUGUGCUUCGACUUCAUCAGCGAACAAAUAAUUCGCAAAGUUAUAACUGAAUUUUUUAUACUCCUGAUACUGCUCGCCUGCAGCUACUGCGCCGCAGAAUCGAUGCGUUCCAAGUACAUCUAUUACAGCAACAUACAAACGGAGAGAACUUUUAUCGAUACGGUGCCGUACAUAAGGAAGCAGCAUUAUUUUGCGCCCAAUUUCAAGGAUGUGUUAACCAUAGAGGGUAUCUGGUUAUAUCUCUUGGAGCACUUUAUGCCCAGUAUUUAUGCGAAACAGUUGAAUAGGGAGCUAGAAGAAUACAUAUUUGGCGAGGGCUUGAUUGUGGGCGUGCCGAGAAUCCGACAGAUACGCGUCCAACCUCUAAAGGAAUGCUUGAACAAAUUGACAGUGGAUGGGCUGGACAAGAGGCCCUGCUACCCGGACUACUCAUCCAAAUUGGAAUUCAAAGGCACCCAUAAAGGACAUGUUAACAUUAAUUACAAAGCGGAUGCCAAAAAAAUUCAGACAGCGCAUUGCGUCUACCAAGGUGGCGGCUUUUCAAUUAACCUGAAUAUUAACGAAACUUCCAUGGAGAACUGGCUGAUGCCCCUCUAUUACAGCAGAUGGAUUGAUCAAGCAACACGACUCUUUGUUAUAGAGCUCAACGUCUUUUAUGGUGCCAACCGAAUGUUUCAGACUCUUAAAUUAAUAUUCGAAGUAAUGCCAACGGGCCUUGUGAUCCCAACUGCGUUCAUUCAGUGCAUAUUCCUGGAAUGCUUUCUGUUUAUGGACGCGUUUAGAAUAAUUGCCGGCGUUAUAUUCUAUUCAAUAAUUAUUUAUUAUACGUAUCAGGAAGUGUACGAAAUUUUUUGGCUCAGCCCAAAAGCUUAUUUUAAGCGUGUGAGCAAUUAUCCGGACCUGCUUUUCUUGCUCGUGUCAUACUAUGUGCUGGCGUAUAAUAUCUGGCACUACAUCGAGAUUGAAAGGAUCAAAAGCGCCUAUGAAAAAGAUAAAAGCAGCUACAUCAAUAUGGAUAGCUUAAUAGUUGGCUGGGAGACAUAUAUCAAUGCGAUGGCAAUCCUGGAGGUCACGGCUUGGAUCAAGCUGAUCAGAUUCCUAUCCUUUCACCGGUCGCAGAAAAGGCUUCUGGCCACCCUGAGAGUGUCCCGUAAAAACAUUCUCGGCUUUCUAUUCAUCUAUGUGAUCACAGUCUUCGCCUUUGCCCAGCUGGGCACCAUGUUGUUUGGCGACGAUCUGAAAGACUUUUGCUCCAAUUAUGAGUCCAUCUUGUUCCUGAUGCGAAUUCAAAUGUCCGACAUUGAUUUUUGGCCAAUGUAUGAAAUUCAGCCCGUGCUAGGUCCGAUCUUUUUUCUGGCCGUUAUCUUCAGCAUUUACAUCAUUGCCGUGAAUCUAUUUUUGGCCAUUUAUCUGUCGGCCUAUUCAGAUGUGAAGACCAAACUGAUUGUGAACGAUCGGGAAGUUUUGGAAAUGCUCGGCCAGGGCUUAAGGCAAUAUUUUUACUUUUGGCGGCAACGCAAAACGAACAGAAUACCGAUCUCCGUGCCUCUACUUACAGAGGAGGAAAUCGGGAAAGAUUCACGUCCCAGGAAUCAACAUGCUCCGCCCAAAAUUGAAACAAUAAUGUCUCUGCGCGAGGAUUUGGCCCGCCUAACCGAACGAUCUUUACAAAUCGAGGUAGUGCUAGAAAGGAUCGUGGAGACAAUCGAGGCGAUUUCGAAAGACCAGAAAAUAAACUCUGCCAAACUCAGCGACAAAUAUAAAUAAAGGAAAAUGCGCAUUUGUGUCAAAUCUAAAUCA